Molecule: messenger RNA, 402 nt
Organism: Sclerotinia borealis F-4128
Lineage: Eukaryota; Fungi; Ascomycota; Leotiomycetes; Helotiales; Sclerotiniaceae
Source: the annotation of a GenBank genome assembly
AUGACACCGCCACGGGCGGAGCUAGACUGUGAGCCUAAAGCUCUUGUUAAUAUAGAAUAUAAAGUACCAGAGAAGUUGAUUGGCGGAAGUCUUGGUAAAGGUCAUAGUGACGUUAGGGAACUUAUGGCUCAAGCAUACCACAUGAGUAAGAAGGGAGACAAUCCACGGUUCAUCAGGAUAUCGGAGACUGCUUUGUUCGAGAUCUUACCCGUUAUCCGUUCUUGUUUCGAUGCGAAAAUUCGCGGAGCUUUCAACAACAAGAAUGCCAUAUGUUACGAUCCAGAAAAGACCGCAAAGCCGCGACGAUGGCACGAGUGGGAUAUAUAUAGCAUAGCACAUUUGUGCAAGUAUUUGGCACUCUACACCAAACUUCGUCUUACUCUAUUUAGCAAUAACGUCUAA